AUGCUAUUCCGGCUGGCAGCGGCAGUCUGUUGCCUUAUUGUAACCACUAUAUCAUCACCUAUCCAAGACAGGAAAAGGCCUCAGUUAAUAUCUCUCGUUAAUUUAGGAUAUGCUCAGUACCAAGGUACAUUAUUGAGCUUAGGAAUCACUCAAUACCUUGGCAUGCGAUAUGCAUCUCCCCCUCUCGGCGACUUACGAUUUCGCGCCCCUCAACCACCCCAAAGCUUGAGUGGUGUUCAAAAUGCUCAAACGUUUCAACCGAUUUGCCUCGCUACUAAUAAUGGACCCACCUCCUCCCAAUCAGAAGAUUGUCUGUUCGUAAACGUAUGGGCACCCAGCACUGCUACUUCGGCUUCCAAACUUCCAGUAUGGGUCUUUAUACAAGGCGGCGGAUAUAUCUCCAAUUCCAAUGCCAAUUUUAAUGGCUCAACAGUAGUCAAUACAUCGAAUCGUGGUAUCGUUUUUGUCAAUUUCAAUUAUAGGGUUGGACCGUUUGGUUUUUUGACAAGCGAGAAAGUAAGACAAAAUGGACAUUUAAAUACCGGACUUCUUGACCAACGUUUACUAUUACAAUGGGUUCAAAAUCAUAUAGCCCAGUUUGGUGGUGAUCCAAAUCACGUGGUUAUUCAUGGAGAUUCUGCUGGUGCCGGCUCUGUCGCACUUCAUCUUACAGCAUACGGUGGUAGAAAUGAUGGUCUCUUUAUCGGUGGAAUCGGCGAAUCCCCUUUCUUUCCGACGCAACCUCAAGUAUCAGAAUUAGAAUGGCAAUUUGACCGUUAUGCAAACUCAGCUGGCUGCGGAUCAGCAGGUGACGUUCUCGGAUGUUUAAGAUCUCAAAGUACAGCUGUCCUUCAAGCAGCAAAUAUUGCUUCUCCAUAUCCGGGACAAGUGGCCUCGCCUCUUUUCUAUUGGACUCCUACUAUCGAUGGAGACUUUAUACAGGAUUAUCCUUAUGUUCUUUUUGAGAAAGGUCUAUUCGUGCAUGUGCCGAUUAUGUUUGGAGACACUUACCCAUUGAUGCUUUCAACAGACGUCACAGAAGAAGGAUCCGUAUUCGCCCCCAACGCUGCCUCACCAAACGACAUCGCAACCUUUUUCAAAAAUAACUACCCCCUUCUAACCUCCACCGAUACCACCGCCAUAAACACCCAAUACCCACUCACCUCCCCCCUCCCAAACCACGCCCCCUAUUUCCCCUCUGUAUCCACCGCUUACGGCGAAACAACCUUUACGUGCCCCGCGAUAACCAUCUCCAUCGCUCUCGCCACCCACAACGACCCAAGCCAAGUAUGGUCCUACCGCUACAACGUCCUCGACACCAACAACCUCGCCCAAGGUCUCGGCGUCCCCCACGUCUUCGAAUUACCCGCCAUCUUCGGCCCCGGCAAUGCCAACGAUGGCCCAUCGAGUUACACGUCAUAUAAUGCGAAUAUAGUCCCGGUCGUCAUGAAAUAUUGGAUAAGCUUUGUUAAAUUCCUAAGUCCGAAUCAGGGAAAGGAUCAGAGUGCGCCGCAUUGGGAGAGCUUAGGUAGUUUAAGUGCGGCGGGGGGAACGUUGAGGAGAUUGCUGUUGCAGACGAAUGGGAGUAUGGUGGAGAUUAUUCCGGAUGAACAGCUGGCGAGGUGUAGUUUUUGGAAGGGGUUGGCGGGGAGGAUGGAGCAGUAG
This is a messenger RNA of Sclerotinia borealis F-4128, 1665 nucleotides long. The record is from the annotation of a GenBank genome assembly. NCBI's taxonomy places the organism in Eukaryota, Fungi, Ascomycota, Leotiomycetes, Helotiales, Sclerotiniaceae.